This is a messenger RNA of Hypoxylon trugodes, 7158 nucleotides long. RefSeq names its product SEN1 N terminal-domain-containing protein. The transcript has 5 exons. Gene Ontology annotation, biological process: termination of RNA polymerase II transcription. The coding region runs from base 363 to 6482 and encodes 2039 amino acids. The record is from RefSeq and is a predicted model, not a curated record. Gene Ontology annotation, molecular function: transcription termination site sequence-specific DNA binding; helicase activity. Gene Ontology annotation, cellular component: nuclear body. NCBI's taxonomy places the organism in Eukaryota, Fungi, Ascomycota, Sordariomycetes, Xylariales, Hypoxylaceae.
AGUAUAUCUCCCUUCCACGUCCUUCACGACGUGAGACUUUUAACGCUGUCAUUUAACACUUAUCAUCUUCCUAUUCAUGUUAUUUGCUUCAACUCAUGUUUGCGCGUGUCUAUGGCUAUCUGCACGGCCGAGCAUCUACCAUCUUCAGCGCCUCUUUCUAUUCUUCCCUUAAUCAUCUUCACAAACGUAAUCUGUGAUCCUUCUUCCCUCCUAUUCUAACCUACAUAUAGUCCUGCCGAUUAGACAGUGUGCACCGAAUCUUUCACGCCUGAUUAUCGAUAACAAGUCCUUACAUACGAGUAAUCGAGAAUUCACGACCAACCCUUCGUUCCUUAAUCACGACAUGCCCAAUUCCAACCAUCAUGGAAGUCCAGCAAAUACUCGAGGGCGCCUUCGCUCAGCUCAGCGAAUUCCCUAAUGAAACACAUUUAUGUUGCCCAAGAAUCUCCGAAGACGAUGACGAACUCUACGACGAUCCGGAUGCCCCUAGCAAAAUCACCCUCGCCCAAAAAGAAGAGAGGAUCCAACAAGGCAAAGAUAGAUUAACUCAGACAUACCUCUGUUCCUUAGUAUUGGGCCUCGAAAAAGAAACAGCUGGGAAAUUGGCUUAUGAGUUUGGAUAUCGGGUUACCGUCUUCCUUAAGUGUUGCGCGACUUGCGUGCGGAAUUGGCACAAGGGACGUAGGGCUUUUCUUAAGGAUAUUGCCCAGGUAUAUGAUGACUCCGUCGUAACUCAAAUGGAGGAUCGAUUGAAUCAGUUUGAUUUCAGCCGAAUUAGCGAAGGCCUUCAAGGUGCGGCCGAGUUCAUCGACUCUCACAAUGGCGUAGCCGGUCAAAGCACAUUUCUUAAGGAGGAUAAGGAGGAAUUGUUGAUUGCUCUCUACGAGGCUAUAUGCUGCAUGCCAUAUCUAAGCCUACCGGAGAACCGCAAGCAAUUUAACUAUGUCUUCGAGGCAAUCCAGAGGCGCAAGGUUCUUAAGUUAGAUGAAGUCCUCCCGACCAUGACUUUCUUCCUUUUUGACGAGAACGAAACCCGCAAUCGAUUCGCGGUUCACACAUUUUCCCGACAGCCCACUGUCACUACAGAAGAUUUCGAAUGGGCAAUCAACGACAACCUCGCAGAUGCGAUCCUGAAGGCCAACGACAUGAAUGCGUCGCCCCAAUUUCUCCUUCGUUUCUGGCAGGCAUUUCUUCACAUCUUGAAUGUACUUGACGAGAGACUUGUCGUUCAUUCUUUGCGAGCCAUGACUGUUCAGCCAAGCAUAUAUGAACUGAUGCUCGCGCAAUUGCCCCGGAUUGACUCGGUUCCAGUUCUAAAACUGUUACUCAAGUCAUUUUGCGCACUAAUACAGAAGUCCCCUAAGGCGUUUUGGGACGCUUUCAGUCACUAUUCUCAUACAACCGUUGCCGAGCAGAUAUUGGCUAGCUCUGCCUUCAAGUCACUUCUCGCCCAAUCUGGGGAAGAAUAUUCAAUUUCGGAAUCACCCGCAGCCAUUUCUUGGGUCAAGCCUUUUAUAAACUCGGUUCCAGUCCAUCACAGGAGUGAUGUCUGUGAUUCACUUCUACACCACUUUCUAGAGAGGUACGCCCAAGACUCCAGCAUGGGAUCAGGAGGUAAACUUGCCUGUACCCUUGCUGCCGUCGAGGUGCUCUCCUCUACGCUUGAGGCAUUCGCAUCCCCAAGUUACAAGUUACAUGCAGAUUCUUCAACAAUCCAUACUAAUGCGACGCUAAAUCUCACUUUGAAAUACAAAGAUUUGAUUCUCCAGCUCGCCCAGCUUUCGCCAAACGACCCGCAAAAUAUUGUAAUGUCGCGUGCCGGGCUGUCUGUGAUAAAAUUCGCUUUAGUUCUGGAUUCCCGUAUUACUGUCGAGGAAUUUAAUGCCCUCCAAAAUAGUGAUAACCGAGUCCAACGAGAGGUCAAGCGUAAUUCUUCGGGUCACUGGGAGGCCUUCUUGGAGAUCCUCCAACCGGGUGCGGACGAUCUCGCGAAAAUAAUGCUGGUUGCAGCUGGUCCUCUAGUCGCCGUGGAGAUUUUCCGACCACUAAAAAGGCAAUCUUUAUCGCCAGUCAAGACGGGAUUCAAUACCGAGUUCCAAAAGACAGCUGAGGUCGUAGGCCGAAUGCUUGACAGGCUGGGUGACUUCAACGAAUCCACACUUCGACAAUUCUGCUCAGAGUCUUCGACGAUCUUUCCUAUUGUUGCGGCUCUUGUCCACGGCGAGGAAACUAUUAGUCAAGCCGGCGCUUCAUUUAUCAAGGCGGUCACUGGUGAGAUGAGAAGAACAGACGCUGUAUUGAAACUACUGCAAAGCUUUUUCGGUCGUGCUUUGUCUUCUUAUACGGCCGUUGUCAACGAAGUCAAUGGGAAAAUGUCGCUUUGGUCACCACAGUUCAAUAUUAUCCGAUAUUCGAGAGAUAUUCUCAGUAGUCUCUGCGACCCAUCCUCGGGUAUACUGCGUUCAAGAGAUUUAAACAAUGCGGAACGCGAAGUUCUCAGCGCUUGGUGGAACUCACUGUGGAUUUUCCUCGACAACGCCUUCACUCAAACAGAAGAUUGGAGUCGCUUGAUCGACAUGGAGACAAUGAAGAACUUCUGUCGAGAAGCCAUGGAACUCGCAGAAGCUCUAUUAGCUCAGGAUGGUCUUCUAGCCUCUGCAUUGGGCCCCGAGUCUGCGCAUUCUGCCUCGAUGGAUAAUAUCGAACAACCUGAAAAGCAAGCUAUGAGAGAUAUCCUCGAACAACCACGAAAGCACUGCCUAGGCCUAUGCAAAAUGCUGCGACUAAAGGACCUGUACCUCGUUACCGUGAUUGUGAAUGUUCUAGGUAAACUUCUUAGGCGUCUAGUCGAAUUUGACGUCGAACUGCCCUCACCGGCGUUGACAUUUGUUAAAAACACUUGUAUUAAGAAUAAGACUGGACGAUAUAACACCCAGACGAAUAUGAAUGAUCGUCAGCGUGCCGAGCUGUUGCGAGCGUUAGGUGAGGACACUCAGGAGGACGAUCUCCAAAUUAUCUCGGUCAAGAAAUCCGAACCUCUUAAACGACAGACGAGACUUGAUGCUUGGUCGAAGUCAACCGACGACACUUCUAGUGUGUCAAGCGCCCCACGAAAGGAGAAGAUUCCAGUAAGGACGAGCAAAGAUGAUAUGCGCGAGCUGCUCAAGUACUCUUCCUCGGAGAAAAGCAAGGCUACCUUGGAGAGAAUAAAGGCUCGCAAACCGGAGAAACCACCCCUCGCUGAUGUAACGUCUAUUCGCGAAAAGCGUCAGAAGGAGGCCGAGGAAAAGCGAAAGAGAGACGCCGAAGCCAUUGCCAGAGCAAAAGCCCUACGAGCUCCCAAGCCCCUUGUCAGCGGCGAGGGAUCGGGUCUUCAGGGGCUGUCUGGCGUUCAUGGUAAAGAUCAUGCCCCGCAGAAAAGCGAGAUUAUGGUCAACUCAUCGUCGGAAGAUGAGGACGACUCGGACGAUGAUGCUGAGUUUUUAGCUCGAUCUGCCGCAGGAAACAAGGCGUCAAAGGGUGGGCCAAUGAAGGUUAAUGCACGUCUCCCGGUAAAGAAGAUGAAGAUUCAACGCUCUUCCAAAGAUAUGAGAGCACGACUCAUCCCUCCGAUGGAUGUGCUUCACCAAGCUAUUCUCGAAUGGGAUAUCUUCCAUCAAGGAAAUGAUCCCCCUAACGGCAUCAAGUGCUCUCAAGUAUCUAAUUCCUACAAUGAUCCGCGGGAGUACAAGGAAACUUUCCUACCACUUCUAAUCAAUGAAGCUUGGAGAUCCUUUGUAACAGCUAAAGAUGAAGUAACAUCCAAACCCUUCGGCAUCAAGAUUGUCAACCGAAUGAACGUUGACAAAUUCGUCGAGGUUAGUACGGCUAUACCUAUAGCCGAAACCAAGGAUAGAUUUCUGGCGGAAGGAGACAUUAUUCUAUUUUCGCAUGCAUCAAAUCCGUUAGAAGCGACAGACGAACUGCACUGCCUUGCCCGUAUCUGGCGUGUUCAGUUUAAAAACGGCAAUUUGGAAAUACAAUUUCGCUUAAGUGGCCGAGCUGGUGCUAUCAUAUCCACGAUGAUGCCGCAGGCCGAACUCUACGCUGUUAAAAUUACUAACAUGACCACGAUUGAGCGUGAAUACGCCUCUCUCGAAAGUUUGCAAUACUAUGAUUUAAUGCCAGAGGUCCUGGAAGCCAAGCCAUCUCCCAUGCUUAAAUUUAGUCAAGAAGCUGUUGACAAUAUUAUGCAAAAUUACCAACUAAAUCCUGGUCAGGCAAAAGCAAUUUUGAAUGCAAAGGAGAAUGAUGCGUUUACGCUAGUCCAAGGUCCUCCUGGUACAGGAAAAACGAAGACCAUUGUAGCAAUGGUUGGUGCCCUUCUAACUGGUAGCUUCUCUAUAACCGCAGGCACAGCUAUUAAACGACCUGGAGGCGUUGGUACAACGGGCAGUAAAACGAACGCUAAGAAAUUGCUGGUCUGCGCCCCAAGUAACGCAGCCGUCGAUGAAUUGGUUCUACGACUCAAAGAUGGGGUCAAAUCUACUACCGGAUCAUUUCAUAAGAUUAAUGUCUUACGUCUUGGUCGCACAGAUGCAAUAAAUGCUGCAGUCAAAGACGUCACUUUAGACGAAAUGGUCAAGGCUCGCGUAGAGGGCGCCGCGAAUCAGAAUACCGGCCCUAGCUCACGAGAGCUUAUGCAUAAAGAAGCAGGUCAGAUCAAAAUGGAAUUAUCCGAAUUACGACCAGCGCUAGAGGCCGCAAGAGCUCAUGGGGAAGACCGAGCACAGAUCAACCAACUACAGCGAAAAUUCGACGAAUUAAAACGUCGUCAAGCCCAAAUUGGCGCGAAAAUAGACGCCGAUAAAGACAGUGGAAAUACUGUCGCAAGAGAAAACGAGAUUCGACGACGACAAAUCCAACAAGAAAUUCUUGACUCUGCUCAAGUCCUCUGCGCCACACUAAGUGGUAGUGGACAUGAGAUGUUCAAGAAUCUACAAGUUGAAUUUGAGACGGUAAUUAUCGACGAAGCAGCUCAGUGUGUUGAGCUGAGUGCAUUGAUCCCAUUAAAAUAUGGCUGUUCCAAAUGCAUUCUCGUCGGUGAUCCAAAGCAGUUGCCGCCAACAGUAUUGUCGCAAUCCGCUGCUCGUUAUGGAUACGACCAAAGUCUUUUCGUUCGUAUGCAGCGCAAUCACCCCGAUGACGUUCAUCUACUUGAUACCCAAUACCGUAUGCACCCAGAAAUUAGCUUGUUCCCAAGCCAAGAAUUCUACGAGCGACGUCUUGUGGAUGGUGAUGAUAUGAGAAAGCUCCGCCACCAGCCGUGGCAUCAGAGUUCGCUGUUGGGUCCUUACCGAUUCUUCGACGUAAAGGGUAUCCAGGAGAAAGGUCGCAAAGGCCAAUCAUUGGUUAACUUGGAAGAGUUGAAGGUUGCCAUGCAACUCUACGAUAGGUUGAUGACUGAUUAUCGGGAAACUGAUUUCAAAGGCAAAAUCGGUAUUAUUACCCCCUAUAAAGCUCAACUAUACGAACUCCGCGACCAGUUCUCGCGUCGUUAUGGAGAGAAGAUCAAGGAGCAUAUCGAAUUCAACACUACCGACGCUUUCCAAGGACGAGAGUGUGAAAUUAUCAUCUUCUCCUGUGUCCGAGCCAGCCCCACUGGUGGUAUUGGUUUCAUGACGGAUAUUCGACGUAUGAACGUGGGUCUCACGCGUGCGAAAUCCUCGCUCUUCAUUCUUGGAGACUCGAGGGCUCUAGUACAGGGUGAAUUUUGGAAUAAGCUUAUUGAGGAUGCCCGAGCUCGAGAUCGUUAUACAGCAGGUGAUGUCCUCUCUUUGCUGAGGAAGCCUGGAUCUCGAUUACCACCUCCCAAUUUCGACGCCCCAUCACCCCAAACCCCUCAACCCGAAGUACGCAACCCCGCAAAGGAGGCCGCGGCGGGUUCGAGCGCUACUCCAAAGCCCGUCCAAACAAAUGAUAUGGAGGACGUGGUCAUGGAAGAUGUAGCACCUUAUCAGCCGCCGAAAAAGAAACAUCAAACUCCUCAAUUACCACAAACAUACACGCUUCUUGAACGACCCGGACCUCCUGUAAAUCAUUCAAGCUCGACAGGAUACGGUGGAAUCAACGAACGUGGAGAGAGUGCCACCAUCAAUCGUUCGUCCGAGCGCCCCAUCAUACACCAAUCAGGUCAAAAACGACCUAGGGAUAGCAUCGACGAUGGCAAAACAUCGAAGAGGAUUGCUAGCAACCAUGCACCAAAGAUACCGCCAAGUGCGCCCCGAGCUAUGCCACAACCACAAGAUCCUUCGGCAAUGUCUGUUUUAGGCCUUCAACCCAAGUCCUCUGCAGGCAAAGGUCCUUCUGGACCCCCGAAUGCGCCCAAGGGCCCAUCCAGUUCAUCUAGUGGUUCUACAGCACCUAGACCACCACCUCCUCAAAGAAGGAGACCCCCUCCUACUGAUCCUUUCAUCAAACGCAAGCCCAACAAACCCCGUUAAAUUUCCCAGCGUACGAUUAUGGUUCCUCAUUGCGUUUCAGUAGGUUCACUACAUCCUGCACCAUUCUGGGGGCGUCUAAGUUAUAGUGGUCAUUUCCAUUUUGCAUUUUCCGGCGUAGGGAUUAUAGUGCAUUUGUACCCAUAGAUUUGUUCUUUUCUCUCCUUUUUUUCCCUUGCUCUCAGAGGGCAUUUUUUUCUAGUGGUUGAUACCCAGGUCUCGCAUCCUAAGGGAAUCAAAUAGGGUAGGACGGAACUAAAAAGGAGAGAUUAGACUAGAUAGUUGGCUUUGACCUCGUAGAUGUCGGCACCCAUAGGGCUGGACAUUCCUUGAGUCGCCAGUCAAAUAACCACCAUAAUGACCUUAAUUUUUGAAGUUGACUGGGGCCGACCAGCCCAGGUAAGUAGACCGUGUAACUUGUGACACGCGUAUAUGAACUGAGGUUCGUGAUAAAAACCUCCCGCUGUGUCUACGGGUGCAACUUCAAGCGCUGUAGAUAUAGCCUGUUGCUAGUUACCUACAGCUGGUAUUCGUGUAACCUCAUCCCCCCUGGACAAGUACCCCGACCGGAGCCCUUAGCUGAUCAGUGAUCACUAUUGCGCUAUUUCUCUAGUAGGGUUUACUUCAGCUUACGCCCUACACGGGACGCCCAAGCCUCCUGGAGAAUCAGUGCGUAUUA